Molecule: messenger RNA, 2508 nt
Organism: Vombatus ursinus (common wombat)
Lineage: Eukaryota; Metazoa; Chordata; Mammalia; Diprotodontia; Vombatidae
Product: serine/threonine-protein kinase TNNI3K
Exons: 25
Coding region: 1-2508 (835 amino acids)
Biological process (GO): protein phosphorylation; protein localization to ciliary inversin compartment
Cellular component (GO): ciliary inversin compartment
Molecular function (GO): ATP binding; protein binding; protein kinase activity
Source: RefSeq, a predicted model, not a curated record
AUGGGGAAUUACAAAUCCAGACCGACCCAAACUUGCACUGAUGAGUGGAAGAAAAAAGUCAGCGAGUCCUACGUCAUAAUAACAGAGAGGCUGGAAGAUGACCUGCGUGUCAAAGACAAAGAGAUGGCAGAACUGAAGUACGCCUUUAGCUCUGAUGAAGCCUUCAGCAAAGUCAAUUUAAAUUACCGCACCGAAAAUGGGCUGUCUUUACUUCAUCUGGGUUGCAUUUGUGGGGGCAACAAGUCCCACGUGAGAAGCCUCAUGUUAAAAGGGCUGCGCCCAUCUCGCCUGACAAGAAACGGAUUUACAGCUCUGCACUUGGCCGUUUACGUGGACAAUGCAGAGCUGAUCACGGCCCUCCUGCACAGUGGGGCUGAUGUCCAACAGGCCGGCUAUGGGGCGCUGACGGCCCUGCAUGUUGCCACCCUCGCCGGGCAUCUGGAGGCUGCUGACAUCCUGCUACAGCAUGGAGCCUAUGUAAAUGUCCAAGAUGCGGUCUUUUUCACCCCUCUACACAUCGCAGUGUACUACGGUCACGAGCAGGUAACCCGUCUCCUGCUGAAAUUUGGCGCCGAUGUGAAUCUAAGUGGGGAAGUUGGCGAUCGGCCCCUCCACUUAGCAUGUGCCAAAGGAUUCCUUAAUAUUGCAAAACUCUUGAUGGAGGAAGGCAGCAAAGCAGAUGUGAAUGCCCAAGAUAAUGAAGACCACGUGCCUCUCCACUUCUGCUCUCGAUUUGGACAUGAUGAUAUUGUGAAGUUUCUGCUCCAAAGUGAUUUCGAAGUUCAGCCACACAUAGCUAAUAUCUAUGGGGACACACCUUUGCACUUGGCUUGCUACUAUGGAAAAUUUGAAGUUGCCAAGGAAAUAAUUCAAGUGUCAGGAACAGAAAGUCUGGCAAAGGAAAACAUCUUUAGUGAAACAGCUUUUCACAGUGCUUGUACCUAUGGCAAGAGUAUUGAACUGGUUAAAUUUCUUCUUGACCAAAACAUCGUAAGCAUCAAUCAUCAAGGAAGAGAUGGGCACACUGGAUUACACUCUGCUUGCUACCAUGGACACAUUCGCCUAGUGCAGUUCUUACUGGAUAAUGGAGCUGAUAUGAAUCUGGUAGCCUGUGAUCCCAGCAGGUCAAGUGGUGAAAAAGAUGAGCAGACUUGUUUGAUGUGGGCUUAUGAAAAAGGGCACGAUGCCAUCGUCACACUCCUGAAACAUUAUAAGAGGCCUCAGGAUGAAUUGCCCUGUAAUGAAUAUUCUCAGCCGGGAGGAGAUGGCUCCUAUGUUUCUGUUCCAUCUCCUCUGGGGAAGAUUAAAAGCAUGACUAAAGAAAAGGCUGAUGUCCUCCUCCUGCGGGCAGGGCUGCCUUCCCAUUUCCAUCUUCAGCUCUCAGAAAUUGAGUUCCAUGAAAUUAUCGGCUCAGGGUCUUUCGGAAAAGUCUACAAAGGGAGAUGCAGGAACAAAAUAGUGGCGAUCAAACGCUAUCGGGCCCACACUUACUGCUCCAAGUCCGACGUGGACAUGUUCUGCAGAGAGGUGUCCAUUCUUUGCCGACUCAACCACCCCUGCGUGAUCCAGUUUGUCGGAGCCUGCUUGAACGAUCCCAGCCAAUUCGCCAUCGUCACUCAGUACAUAUCAGGGGGGUCCCUGUUCUCCCUUCUCCAUGAGCAGAAGAGGAUUUUGGACUUACAAUCGAAGUUGAUCAUUGCUGUGGAUGUUGCCAAAGGCAUGGAGUACCUUCACACCCUGACCCAGCCCAUCAUCCACCGCGACUUAAACAGCCACAACAUUCUCCUUUAUGAAGAUGGCCAUGCUGUAGUGGCAGACUUUGGAGAAUCAAGAUUCCUGCAGUCUCUGGAUGAGGACAACAUGACAAAACAACCUGGGAAUCUCCGCUGGAUGGCCCCCGAAGUCUUCACCCAGUGCACGCGGUACACCAUCAAAGCGGACGUGUUCAGCUAUGCCCUGUGCCUGUGGGAGCUGCUCACCGGAGAGAUCCCGUUUGCUCACCUCAAGCCAGCUGCAGCAGCUGCUGACAUGGCUUACCAUCACAUCCGACCUCCCAUAGGCUAUUCCAUUCCCAAACCCAUCUCGUCUUUGUUAAUGAGAGGCUGGAACACAUGUCCUGAAGGAAGACCAGAAUUUUCUGAAGUUGUGACAAAACUGGAAGAAUGCCUUUGCAACAUUGAGCUGAUGUCUCCCGCAUCAAGUAACAGCAGUGGGUCUCUGUCUCCUUCUUCAUCCUCUGAUUGCCUGGUGAGCUGGGGAGGCCCCAGCAGGAGUCACGUAGCUGCCCUCCGGAGCCGUUUUGAACUAGAAUAUGCCCUGAAUGCCAGAUCCUGCAUGUACUGGUCCCAGAGUUCUGGACAGAUCCUCGAUCAAGGUCGGUCUCUGGAAGAGAUGAGGAGAAACUUUCAGUUCCCCGCAAUUGACAAAAAUGGCUACGUGUCGGACCCCAUGAGUCCCAUGGCCUUCCAGGCCCCUCACCAUGGGGGCAGCUUGGAGGACAGCAGCUGA